AUGUGGAAAUUUCUGAAUGAAAGUAAACUAAAGCACGUGUCAAAACCAGAAGAGUUUCCGAUACUGCCUGUGGACAGGAAAGCAGAUUUCCAAAAACUGGAAGAACUUCUAUUGGAUGAGCCAAUGCACACUUAUUUGAAAAAUCGUCUAGCGUGUAUUGGGGGCCUUAACGUGAGAACCACAGUAAUGGGCAUGUUAAAAUUAAUAAAAAUCACCAAUAGAUUAGCGACGAAGUUUAACUGGGCAGGCCAGAAUAAGAAAGCCUUCAAAGCCACCAAGUUAAAAGAUGUCAUUUAUGAAGCCACUGAGCUUUGCUUUUCUUCUGGAAAUGGAAAACCUUCGGAUAUGAAUGAUAAGGUCAUUAAUCAAGCCAUGAAGGACUGGCUAAGAUUGGCGGCACAAAGAAAAACAAUAUAA
Messenger RNA from Ceutorhynchus assimilis (cabbage seed weevil), 417 nucleotides. NCBI's taxonomy places the organism in Eukaryota, Metazoa, Arthropoda, Insecta, Coleoptera, Curculionidae. The record is from the annotation of a GenBank genome assembly.